CGCGGGGCGGGCGAAGGCGGGAACGCGCGGGAGCCGCGGGCGGGCUCAGGAAACAUGAAAGUCAUCACCUGUGAAAUCGUGUGGCAUAAUAAGGAGCCGGUUUACAGCUUGGACUUCCAGCAUGGAGCGGAUGGGAGAAUCAAUCGCCUGGCCUCGGCGGGAGUGGACACAGCCGUGAGGAUCUGGAAGGUGGAGAAAGGCCCGGAUGGAAAAGCCAUCGUGGAGUUCCUGUCCAACCUGGCGCGCCACACCAAGGCCGUGAACGUCGUGCGCUUCUCUCCCAGCGGGGACAUCCUGGCCUCAGGAGGGGAUGAUGCUGUCAUUUUGCUGUGGAAGCUGAAUGACAGCAAAGAGUUGGAGCCGUUGGUUUUUCAGGAUGAAGAUGAAGCUCAGCUCAACAAGGAGAACUGGGCAGUCAUAAAAACUUUGAGAGGCCACUUGGAGGAUGUGUAUGAUAUUUGUUGGACCUCAGAUGGAAAUUACAUGGCAUCUGCUUCUGUGGAUAACACAGCAAUCAUGUGGGAUGUCAAUAAAGGACAGAAAGUUUCAAUAUUUAAUGAGCACAAGAGUUACGUCCAAGGAGUAACCUGGGACCCUCUGGGCCAGUAUAUUGCAACACUGAGUUGUGACAGGGUCCUGCGAGUUUACAGCACCCAGACCAAGCGAGUGGCCUUCAAUGUCACCAAGAUGCCAUCGGGGUCGGGAGCUGAAGGAGAGGUGAGGAGCUUUCGGAUGUUUCACGAUGACAGCAUGAAGUCGUUCUUCCGUAGGCUCAGCUUCACUCCUGAUGGCUCCUAUCUGCUCACUCCAGCUGGCUGUGUGGAAUCAGGAGAGAACGUUACAAACACCACUUAUGUUUUCUCCAGAAACAAUCUCAAAAGGCCCGUGGGUCACCUGCCCUGUCCUGGCAAGGGCACUCUGGCUGUUCGCUGCUGCCCCGUGUACUUUGAGCUGAGAGGAGCCUCUGCUAAAGAUGAAAUCAGUCCCAAAUCCCCCCCUGCCCUGUUCAACCUCCCCUAUCGAUUGGUGUUUGCUGUUGCUUCAGAAGAUUCUGUGCUUUUUUAUGACACUGAGCAGUCCUUCCCCUUUGGUUAUGUCUCCAACAUCCAUUACCACACCCUGAGUGACAUUUCAUGGUCCAGUGAUGGAUCCUUCCUGGCCAUUUCCUCCACGGAUGGGUACUGCUCCUUCGUCACCUUCGAGGAGGAUGAGCUGGGAGUGCCCCUGAAGGAAAAGCCCCAGAUCCAUGUCAGGACUCCUGGAGCAGCAGCAGACAAGAAAGCCAAGAAGAGCCAAUCCCACAAAGUGAUUUCCCCAGGCUCCAGGCUGCCAGAGGGGACCCCUCCCAGCAAGGAUCCCCCACUGCAACCCCGAACUCCCAGUACUGCUGGGAAGGAGCUGCCUUCCACCCCUGUGGGCAUCAAAAGCACUCCAGUGCCAUCCCCUUCCACCCCUGUGGGCAUCAAAAGCACUCCAGUGCCAUCCCCUUCCACCCCUGUGGGUAUCAAAAGCACUCCAGUGCCAUCCCCUUCCACCCCUGUGGGCAUCAAAACCAUUCCAGUGCCAUCCUCAGAGGAGAGGAGGAGCAGCCAGAGCAGCAGAGCCCCCCAGCCCAGGAGGGUCACCCUCACCACUCUGCAGUCCUGUUUCAAAACACCCAGGAGAAUAAACUUGAUUUCCUUGAAGCCAGACACACCAGCCUCUGCAUAUCCAGACCCAGCCCCCAUCCCUCCUUCCUCAGAACAGGAACAUGAGAAGCCAUUGCCAUCUGAUGAGAGCCUCCAAGCUCCCCCAGCCCCAAAACGUGCCAGGACUGAGGAAUUGUCCCUUCCUGCACCUGCUGGAGACCAAACCAGCUGAGAGUCCAACAAAUAAAGGCUGAGCAGACCCCUCACAGCCUGAAGGCAAAGCAGCCAUGUCUGAGUGCAUUUCUUUUUGCAAAAAUUCAAUCCUCAAUUCCCAGUCCAAGUUCCCUGUGCAGGUUUGAUGUAGAAACAUCAACACUGCUGUGAAGAAACUGCCAGUAGAAGAGCCAGGUUUCAGGAAUGUGGUUCUGCAGCAGGAGAAAUAGUUGGGAAGUGACUUCAAGAAUAAGGAAAUCAGGGAAAUCUGGGGAUUAAAAAUCCAUCCAGUAAGCUGAGAGUCCCUAAAUCAUGUUUAGAAAGCAUUCUGUCUUCCAGGAACUGUCUGGCAAAAAGAAUUGAAUGCAUUCAUAAGAUUUGAUGUUGUUCAAGACCUAAAAAAAAAAGAGGAAAUUGUGCCAUUCCAGCCUUUUGGGUGAUUCCUGGUGUCAGAUGCUGCUCCCCAGGAGCUGUGGGGUGGAGCUGAUUCACUCUGAGCUCAGCAGCAAAGCUAAGGACUGGCACGUGGAAGCAGAAAUGGGAAGAUUUAACUGCAGGAAACAAGAAAGCAAAAGGAAGAAAUCCUCUGAAGAGCUGCUGGAAGAAUGAAAUAGCAGAAAGUUCUUCUUGUUGAAUUUCUGGACUUCAAAAAGAAAUGCAGCUGUGAGAUUUUCCUGAGGCAGCAGGAUCUGAGUGUGUACAUUGAAAUUUCCCCUUUUCCCCAACUCCCUUAGCCAAUAAAACACAAUCCAGUGGAUGGGAAACUUCUACACCUAAAGUUUCUUUUUAGCAUUUAAUACUUCAUAAAAGCAGGAAUACAAAUGCUCCAGAAGUGACUCACAAAAGUCUCACAGGGAGGAAAUAUUAACAAACACCUCUGUCAGUCCUUCAGGCCAAUGAACUCUUGCCUCCAAUUAAAUUUCAACAAUUAAUAAGCAAAAAGUUGUAGGAAGCUUGAUGGGAUCUUUGUUUUCUCACUGUGAUGAGGAUGGAUCAAUAGACUUAAUUAAAGCUGGGUUUUCUUCUAGUGAAGAAUUACAAAGAGGUAAUUCUUUCAUUUCUUGGGUUUCAAGUGGAUUUUGCAAUUUUCCAGAUGGGUUUCAAAUGGAAUUUGCAAUUUUUUAGAUUAGUUUCAGGUGGAUUUUGUCAUUUUUCAGGUGGGUUUCAAAUAGAAUUUGCAGUGUUUUGGAUGGGUGUCAAAGAGAAUUUACAGUUUUUUGGAUGAGUUUCAAAUAGAAUUUUCAAUUUUUUAGAUGGCUUCAAGUGGAUUUUGCAAUUUUUCAGAUGGGUUUCAAAUAGAAUUUGCAUUUUUUUGGAUGAUUUUCAAAUAAAAUUUGCAAUUUCUA
Molecule: messenger RNA, 3187 nt
Organism: Haemorhous mexicanus (house finch)
Lineage: Eukaryota; Metazoa; Chordata; Aves; Passeriformes; Fringillidae
Gene: CHAF1B
Product: chromatin assembly factor 1 subunit B
Exons: 14
Coding region: 55-1860 (601 amino acids)
Biological process (GO): DNA replication-dependent chromatin assembly; nucleosome assembly
Cellular component (GO): CAF-1 complex; nucleus
Molecular function (GO): protein binding
Source: RefSeq, a predicted model, not a curated record